ACGGGUUCGCUCACGUGAGACGCGCCGCAACGGUCGGAGGCGGUGGACUUACCCUUCAUCGAGGCCGUCUCAUCCUUGAUACGAGACGCCCCAGGGACGGAGCCCCCCAACUAUUGACGCCCAUCAUCCUUCUCGGUCUCCUUCACGUCCUCCUCUCCUCCCCGCCUGCCACGUUCACCUACUAAAGACUGCCCCAACUCUCCCUCUCCUGCUUUUAGCUCUCUUCCUCUUUGCCCUCCCGGUGUUGGUUUCCUUUUGGUCAUGGAGGAAGACAGCCGUAGAGGACGAAGCUUAGAGCUCAGUGGUUCAGCUGGCGUGGUGGAUGAGAUGGAUUUCUUCGCCAAGGCGGAGAAGGAGCGAGCGAGGCCGGCGUCGGCCACGGAUCAUGGCGUCCCCCAUCUCGGUCUGAAGAAAGAAGAUCCGGCGGCCGUUAAUAUCGGCUUCCAACUAUUUCCCGAAACCUUGGAACGUGAUCACCCGACGGUACAGCAGCAAUCGCCGCCUGAUGAGGAUAACGAUGCUAAGCGCGUGGUAGAAGCGAUGCAAGCCGAGCUCGCACGCACCAACGAAGAGAACCGGAGGCUGAAGAACAUGCUUAGCGACGCCACCAACAACUACAACGCUCUUCAUGUCCAUCUCAUCCGGCUGAUGCAGCAACGAAACCUGAGCGAUGGAAACACGCAGUUCCAUGAGGUCACCAGCGAGGCUGACGAGAGACGAGAAGAAGGUGAUGAAGAAGGCGGAGCUGUAGUUCCGCUGCAGUUCAUCGAUCUCAGACCGGCCUCGGUGGUCGAUGAAGAGUCCCACUCGAUCACAGAUGAAGGAACUCGGCGACGUCGCUCUUCCUCCCCAGCCGAUCAGCCGCCUUCCAAGAGCUCAGAGCAGGAGCACGAAGCAAGCACGAGGAAGGCCCGCGUCUCCGUUCGAGCUCGGUCCUCUGCACCGAUGAUCGGCGAUGGAUGCCACUGGAGGAAGUACGGGCAGAAGAUGGCGAAGGGAAACCCCUGCCCUCGAGCUUAUUACCGGUGCACCAUGGCCGCCGGUUGCCCAGUUCGCAAACAAGUUCAGCGGUGUGCCGAGGAUCGAUCGGUGUUGAUAACCAACUACGAGGGGACUCACAACCAUCCUCUUCCUCCUGCAGCCAUGGCGAUGGCAUCCACCACCUCGGCGGCGGCGGCCAUGCUGUUAUCCGGCUCCACGUCGAGCAGUGAAGGGGUGACGAACCCCAGUAAUCCGCUUGCCAGAGCUAUCAUGCCUUCCUCGUCCGGCGUGGUCACCGUCUCGGCGUCGGCUCCGUUCCCGACCGUCACCUUGGACCUCACUCGCACAUCCGGUCCCCUGCCGGCUUCGUCGUCAACGCGGGUCUUCGGCCAGCCGCCGCACAACCAAUCCAAGCCACAGUCGGUGGCUGACACGGUGAGCGUGGCGACGGCGGCCAUGGUCGCGGAUCCUAACUUCACGGCGGCGCUCGCCGCUGCCAUCUCCUCGAUGAUGGGCCGGAAAGGCGACGGCGGCACGCAUCAAACGAGCGACAGCAAGUGAUUCGAGGAUCGUGUUGGCACGCAAACAACUCAUCAAACUUGUCCUUCCUCGUUCUUCA
Musa acuminata subsp. malaccensis (wild Malaysian banana) is the source of this 1600-nucleotide messenger RNA. RefSeq names its product probable WRKY transcription factor 31. The record is from RefSeq and is a predicted model, not a curated record. Gene Ontology annotation, molecular function: sequence-specific DNA binding; DNA-binding transcription factor activity. NCBI's taxonomy places the organism in Eukaryota, Viridiplantae, Streptophyta, Magnoliopsida, Zingiberales, Musaceae. Gene Ontology annotation, biological process: regulation of DNA-templated transcription.